AGACCCUAGCCGGAUGCCGCAACGCCUCCGACCAAAAUUGGCAAAAAUUUAGACGCUUUCUCAUACUUCGCGAUCCUUUCUUAAUACAUCCCUAGCAAUGCAUCGUUAUCCAUGCUUUGCAUAGACUACUUACGACCUUUAUGCAAGCCAACACGCCGAGCAUCAUAAUUUGCGUUUCGAUCACACAUUGUAUAGAAUUGAGUCCGUCCCGUUGGCCGGCGUGCCGCUAAGGCGCGUGCGGGCUUGCCCAUAACGGUGACCAGCCAUGGUUGCGUUAACGCAUUCGUCUCUUGGUCGUCGAGCGCUCGACGCAUCAUGCUAUGGCCGCCGAUCACCACAUAUUUGUGUCCUUAGAGUUCAUCACAAGCAGAAUGGAGUUGCAUCGCUCGGACGUCAGGGACGACACUUGCAGCACCCUCAUCGCACGAUCUUCAGGGUCUCGGCAGCAGUAGUCGGCGAUCAGGGUGAUAGCCAUGCCCAACAAACCUCUAUAUCGGGGCCUUUGGGUUCUGCGUUACAGUUCGCUUCUGCGCUGCAGCAGUUCAGUCGACCUCACACGAUGAUCGGCACCGCGCUUUCGGUUGUCUCCAUCUCGCUACUUGCGUUGGGCGGAGCGCAAAUCAGCGCACCCGCAAUCACAGCGGUGCUUCAGGCGUUGGUAUCGGCCCUGCUCAUGAACAUUGCCAUCGUGGGUAUCAACCAACUGUACGACAUCGAGAUCGACAAGGUCAACAAGCCCUACCUGCCCCUGGCCUCCGGCGCGCUGACUCCCGUACAAGGCGCCGUUAUUGUGGCGGUUUGCGCGGUGGUUGCAACCGCAAUUGGCGUCGCGAGCGGCUCGCCAGCCCUGCUAACCACCUUGCUCGUUAGUUUGGCGCUAGGGGUACUUUACUCGGCCAAUCUGCCCUUCAUGAGGUGGAAACGUUCUCCAUUCCUGGCGGCCGGAUGCAUCCUAGCGGUUCGGGCCGUGAUCGUACAACUGGGUUUCUACUCACACAUGAAAGGCGCUCUCCUAGCUGCGGGGACACUAACAACGACACCCGUGGUGACGACAGCAGCAGCAUCGUCAUCCUUUCUUUCAUCCCUCCUGUCAUCUUGCAGCUACUUGCUCCGGCAGCUGCAGCUGACAACCGCUUCCCUAAGUCCUGCCGUACAAUUCGUCAUGGGCUUCAUGCUGUUCUUUUCGGUCGUCAUCGCGCUGUUCAAAGACCUGCCAGACGUGGCGGGCGACCGAAAGGCGGGGGUCCGCACCCUCUCCGUGCGCCUAGGCGAGGGCGCCGUCUUCCGCCUGUGCGUGCAGCUGCUCAGCUGCUGCUACGGCUGGGCCAUGCUGGCGGCGCUCAGCCUGCCAGGGCUAGCGGCGGGCGGGGCGGCCAGGGCGGCGCUGUUCGGGGGACAUGCGGUGCUGUGCGGGCUGCUGCUAGCAAGGGCCCGCUCCGUGGACGUGGGCAGUCCCGCCGCCCUCACCUCCUACUACAUGUUUGUGUGGAAGCUCUUCUACGCAGAGUACCUGCUCAUUCCGUUGUUCGGGUAGCACAGAGCAGCUGCUCAUCCCGUUGCUUGCCCCGUUGUUCGGUACCCUAGCAGCGUGUGCAAGCAUGCUCCAAGGCAAACAGGGCGCUGGGGAAGCUGAGCAGGG
Astrephomene gubernaculifera is the source of this 1639-nucleotide messenger RNA. Lineage: Eukaryota; Viridiplantae; Chlorophyta; Chlorophyceae; Chlamydomonadales; Astrephomenaceae. The record is from the annotation of a GenBank genome assembly.